Molecule: messenger RNA, 1311 nt
Organism: Acanthaster planci (crown-of-thorns starfish)
Lineage: Eukaryota; Metazoa; Echinodermata; Asteroidea; Valvatida; Acanthasteridae
Source: RefSeq, a predicted model, not a curated record
GACACGAUGAUCUUAGCAUUGCUAUAACACACAGCUCCAAAACACUUCGGCUGCCAUUUUGCCCAACAACUUGUUUCUGAAGCUGGGCUCUAAGAACCCCAAUUUAGAAGUCGCAAGGAGGGUUUUCAGUCUUUAUUUUGAUACCAGCGGCACAAUGAGGCACAAAAGAAGGCCACGAAUACGAAAAUUUGUCCAGUUUGUUCUGCUGUUGAUCCUCCCAUUGGGCGUCCUCUCGACACAGUGUCCCAUCGACCCCGACCUGGACGUGGGCGAGCCGGGCAACAGCUACGAGUGCCCCGACACCCUGCCCGACGGCACGGAGAACACUUACAACACCUGCUGCCACAACGAGCGACCGGACGAGAAUGGCGACUAUCACAGCUGCUGUCAAUCCCCUGAGGUGGCUAGAGCCGAGAGCAUGGCCAAGUUCUACGGGAUGCUGGGCAUUCUGGGCGGCGUGACCGGCGGCCUCAUGACAGUGGUCUACGUUAGGACGUACUGCAAGGACGACACGUGGCGAUGCUUGAAACCCAUCAAGCGGGAGUGCAAGAAAUGGUUCGACCUCACCAUGGACGCCCUGUGCUUCUGCGGCUGCUGCCCCAAGAAACUUCGACGAAAAACGAAAAAGGACCACGAGAUUCCCGACAACAAGCAGACGUCAAACGACAAGAAGGCAGCAGACGACCCGGCUGCCGUGGAGGUCAACAUGGACGAGUUUUGGAUGUGAAACCAACAAAAUCCUUCCAAAUUAGCACCAAACAAUAUCAAAGGGAUCUUUUAUAAAUAUGCAAGCUUUGAAAAUUAAUCAAAUUUGGGCCAGAAUUAGACUUUUGUCAAAUCAUUCAGAAAUCAUUUUGGAACGAAAAGAAACAAGUUUUUGUCGUCUAGAAGGCCGCUAUAUUUCACUUUCGAUGAAAAUUCUUUGAUCAAAAUCUUGAAAAAAUCUGUAAGGGUUUAGCCUUGCAAAAGUAUCAAAUUUGGGCCAAAAUUAGACUUUUCGUCAAAUCAUUCAGAAAUAAUUUUUAAACGAAAAGAAACAGAUUUUUGCCAUCUAGAAGGUCUCUAGAUUUCACUUUUGAUGAAAAUUCUUUAGUCUAAAUUUUGAAAAAAUCUGCAAGGGGUUGUUAGCCUUGCAAAAUGACUGAAUUUUGGCCAAAAUUUGACUUUUCUUCAAAACAUUCAGAAAUCAUAUUUGAACAUAAAACAAAAUGUUUUUGUCGUUUAAAAGGCCUGAAGUAGGCAAAUUUUGAUGAAAAUACUCUGGUCAAAAUUUAAAAAAAAAUGCAAGGGGUUAGCCUUGCAGAAUAAUGA